This is a messenger RNA of Staurois parvus, 357 nucleotides long. NCBI's taxonomy places the organism in Eukaryota, Metazoa, Chordata, Amphibia, Anura, Ranidae. The record is from the annotation of a GenBank genome assembly.
CAGAUUUGGGGGCCUGGCAGCACCUAUGGGAGGCCUGUAAUCUGCCAGCAACCUAUGACAAAAUGGAAAACAGCAGGAGUGUGAGGAGACCUCAAAGUGGCACAUGGCAGAGUGGGAGCAAUGGGGGGGGCGGUACAGGGACCCAUGUCACACUGUGGACCCAGCAGCAGCGUGACCAGGCGGUACGGGGGCCCAUGGCAGAUUACAGGCCUUGGCAGCAGCAAUGGGAGGCCCGUAAUCUGUCAGCACCCUAUGGCAAAAAUGGAACACACCAGCAGUGUGUGAGGAGACCUGAAAGUGGCACAUGGCAGAACAGCAGCAAUGGGAGGCCGUACAGGGACCCAUGAGAGACUCUGG